Saprolegnia diclina VS20 is the source of this 2338-nucleotide messenger RNA. RefSeq lists its product as hypothetical. The record is from RefSeq and is a predicted model, not a curated record. NCBI's taxonomy places the organism in Eukaryota, Oomycota, Saprolegniomycetes, Saprolegniales, Saprolegniaceae. Gene Ontology annotation, cellular component: mRNA cleavage and polyadenylation specificity factor complex. Gene Ontology annotation, molecular function: RNA binding. The transcript has a single exon. The coding region runs from base 54 to 2273 and encodes 739 amino acids.
GUUGGUUUUGCGCGAGCCAAAACGCAGCCGAUCUUGAACGCACCGCUUCAGGCAUGCGGAACAAGGCCACGUCGAGCGUGGAAGAGCAGAUGAACGCCAAGGAGGUCUUCGCUGCGAACCUGCAGGCCAAGAUCCAAGCCCUGCGGCAAGCGCCGCCGACCUCGGCUCGGUCGGCAACGGCCGAUGAAGAUAUGCCCGUGCUCCUCGCGCGAAAACCCAAGCGCAAGCGCACCGAAGCAUCGACAGCGGCCAUUGCUUCAGCACCCAAGAAGACCAACGCCAUUGUGACGCCGGCUACGAAAGCAGCUGUGACCAAGCCGACCGUCGUGACCGCGCCUGCACCGACAACGAGACCUAUGGCGGCGGUGGCCAAGCCCGUGCUUGCUGUGCCAACGCUUGUGGCCGCCGUCGCAUCGAAGCCAAUGUCCAGAGCGCAAAAGAAGAAAGCGAAGAAGAUGGCCAAGGCUGUUCUGCAAGCGAGCACGACGCCAAAGUCCUCAUCGACACCAGCAUCAACGCUGCCCAAGCCGACGCCAACACCAGCGCCGACCAAGCUCAAGCCCGCACCAGUUGCCGCAGUCAAGACGAACGCGAAGCCCGCGCCUGCUAAAGCCAAUGCAUGGGACAUUUUACCCAGCGACUCGUCGAGCGAUGACGAGCCAAGCGUUCGAAAGCAUGCUCCACGCGCGCCGGCUGCCGCACCUUCCGACUCGGAUUCGGACGAUAUCGGACCGCCGCCAGCGCUUCCCACACGGACGACACCGGCCAAGACUGCGACUGCUGCACAACGGUCCAACGCUGCGCCCGUGCCUACUAAAACUGCGCCCGUGCCUACUAAAACUGCGCCCGUGCCUACUAAAGCUGCGCCCGUGCCUACUAAAGCUGCGACUGUGUCUACCAAGCGAUUGACAAGGCCUGUGUACAGCGACGCAUCAGAUUCGGAGACCGAGUUUGCUUCGCUCUCAACGCCGACGAUGCCACCGUGCGUCAAGCCCGCGCACGAGCAGGUCGUCGAUCUUACCGACGCCAAAGCUCGAAAAGCGCCGACGACCGCAAAGGCCAAGACGACGAUUGCCAAAGCAACGCCUGUGAAGACGACCAAGCCCGCAACGGCCAAGCCCGCUGCUCCAAAACCAGUCAAGAAGACUUCGACUACGUCGGACGACGUACCCAAGCCAAGCACACUGGAAGAAGCUGCCAAGGCCAUGAAGCGGCUCCAAGCCCGACCGGUGCCCAUGCCCGUCGUCGCAACCGAGCUCCCGGCAGGCACGGCCGGUAUCUACGCGUCCAUCAUUGACGCGGCGGCGGUCGAAGGCUGGGACCUCGUUGAGAUGGGGCGGCUCGUGCGCCUCUUUUGCGCGCCGUUCCAUUUCAAGCGCAAGUCGACGACCAAGUUUUUGCAAAAGCACUGCCCCGAGUUUGUGUGCGCCGACUUUCUCGAAGGGCUCAACAUUCCGCUGCACGGGCACCAGAUUGUGAGCCUUCUUCGGACGGGGUCGUCGACGCCGAGCGCGCUCAGCGCCAAGCUCAGCGCGUGCUUGGAGAACGACGUGCUCAAGAUCCAAGACGACAGCGUCUUGACGGCGUUCGUCAACCUCCUUGACGUGGCAACCAUGUCCCGCGACGAAAUUUUUGGCUUUGCGCACGGCAUCAUUGAGAGCCUCCGGACGGUCGACGAGUGCUGCCGCGUUCUGCGCGGGCUCACAACGCACUGGGCGCUCGACGCGGUGCGGGACCUCGUCCAGCGCAUUUUGCUGAGUCCUGUGUUUGACGACCUCGAGGGCGACCCCGAGGCGAGUGUGAGUGCGGCGUUCCCGCUCUUGACCAAGCUCGAGUUUCCGUCGCGACUCGACAUGGAAGACACGAACGCGGACGGCAACCUCGACGACCUCUGCGUCGACGACGAGACGAUCGAGUACGACCACAGCAGCCACGAGAGCGACGAUGCGCUCGAGGACAUGGAGGCCCGCAUCGCCAAGAAGCGAACAACGCGUACCUUGGGUACCAAGCGACGACCCACGACGACGGCCGCCAACGAGGCGGAUCAAGAGGACGAGGAUGACGAGGAUGACGAGGACGACGACGAAGAAGAGGACAGUGUCGCGGGCGAGUCAGAAGACGAUGACUUGCCGCAUUGGAAGCCCAAGGCGAGGAAGGCGCUGCCGCGAGCGCCGGCGCGCCGAAGUCGCUUCAUUCUGGACGAAGCGUCCGAAGACGAGGACGACCCGAUGGAGAGCGACGUUGAGAGCAGCGAGGAUGCGCUUAGUGAUUAACGCGCAGUCGCAUUCAGUCGACCCACACACUUCAGUGCGUUCCUCGUGCGUUUGCUCCAGUGCGC